Molecule: messenger RNA, 1886 nt
Organism: Phycodurus eques (leafy seadragon)
Lineage: Eukaryota; Metazoa; Chordata; Actinopteri; Syngnathiformes; Syngnathidae
Gene: chmp3
Product: charged multivesicular body protein 3
Exons: 6
Coding region: 551-1210 (219 amino acids)
Biological process (GO): protein transport; late endosome to vacuole transport; endosome transport via multivesicular body sorting pathway
Cellular component (GO): ESCRT III complex; multivesicular body
Source: RefSeq, a predicted model, not a curated record
UUCAAUUUGAUUCCAUUUUCACUCGGAGUCGUGUUGCUUUCUUGCGCUGUUUUUCAUUAUAAAUUGAUAUAAAGGGCUGUGACGUCACAAUUGUGCGAGCGAGCUGUGAAUGCUGCUGCUUGUACUACAGCUAAUUGAAAUAAACGUAAAAGUAACUAUGAAUAAGUAUAAACAACGUAGACAUAAAACAUGUAAUUGAUAAGUUAAUAUUUUACAAAGAAAAUGCAUUUUGAACAUGCAAUUGUUUACAUUUAAUCAUUUAUUUCCCACAAUUAGGUGUCGAAUAUCGUGUUAAUCGGUUGUGCUGUAUCCAGGCGGAUAAGCAACACUAAUAGUUAUAAUUCUGUUUCCUCGCUAGCUAGUUUUUGAUUGAAAGUUACCUUUGCCUAAUCGCUAGAUUAAAACCACGGACUGUUCCUUUACAUCCGCACUGGUCUCGCACUGAGCCGAUUGAACGAGAACAGGAAGUGCUACUCGGAUAAUACUUCCAGGUAGCCAUCUACUACCCGUAAGUAGGCUAACAACCUGCUAUUUAAGGCAUUUUGGCGCAAUGGGACUGUUCGGUAGAACACCGGAGAAGCCACCGAAAGAUCUGAUAAAUGAGUGGACCCAGAAAAUCAGGAAAGAAUCAAGAACAAUCGACAGACAAAUUCGAGAUAUUCAAAGGGAACAGGAAAAAGUGAAGCGAUCCAUUAAAGAUGCUGCCAAAAAGGGUCAGAGGGACGUCUGUGUGAUUCUCGCUAAGGAGAUGGUUCAGUCAAAACGAGCCGUCACAAAGCUCUACUCUUCUAAAGCCCACCUCAACUCUGUAUCACUCAGCAUGAAGAAUCAGCUUUCUUUAUUGCGUGUAGCUGGGUCCCUGCAGAAGAGCACAGAGGUGAUGAAAGCCAUGCAGAGUCUUGUCAAAGUCCCAGAGAUACAGGCCACCAUGCGAGAUCUAUCAAAGGAGAUGAUGAAGGCUGGGAUCAUUGAGGAAAUGCUAGAGGACACAUUUGAGAGCAUGGAAGAUGGAGAGGACAUGGAAGAGGCGGUGGAGGAGGAAGUUGACAGGAUCCUCUUUGAGAUCACAGCAGGUGCCCUCGGCAAAGCCCCCAGCAAAGUCACAGACGCCCUGCCCGAGAUGCCCUCCGGGGCCACCGCAGCCUCAGAGGACGAGUCCGAGGAAGACAUUGAAGAAAUGCAGUCCAGAUUGGCAGCGCUUAGGAGCUAAGGGGCUUUUUGUUUGAGACAAUAUCGGCUGAACUUUUGCAGUUAUGAGCAUCGUCCCUGCAGCUUGCUCUAAUCUUGUUCCGCCUAAUCAUUUGGGGUUAUCUUUGUGCUUGGGUCAUUCAUGUCUGUUUGGAUUUCGUCAGAGGUUUUUUUGCUCUUAUAUUAUCAUUGGUAACCCCGAGUAAGAUUACUAUCCAAAGUCAAUUAGAAGGUUUGAGAAAGUGUAAAUAAUGUAAGUAUGAAAAGCCUACUGUGCCUAUAGUGCUUCAUCUUACUCUUCUGUCCUAUGUUAUGGAUGCCAUGGUAUUGUUGGGUGUUUGUUUCCAACUCGCCAAUGACAAAGUGGUCAUUGAAAUGUUACCAUCACUAACUAGUCCUAAACUAAAACACUAGAGUUGAUGGGUGCAUUUCUUUUUAAUAGACUUCUGUGCAGUUGGUGUAUGUCUUUACCAUAUAAAAUACACUCGUCAUAAAAUGCAUGCAUACUCCCCUAACUAAUUUGUGCGUUAACGCUCGGCAGAUCCAAAGUUUGUUUCAUGAAUGAGGAAAAUUCAAAGUGCAAAAGCACGGAAAUGGCUGGUUAUUACAGGGAAACUGUAUUGUGAAAGUGCAAUGUGUGAAUAUUUUUUUCUAUGUACAUGGGGUAAAAGAAUAAGGAAAUAAACUUUUAAGGACUA